Molecule: messenger RNA, 1131 nt
Organism: Chanos chanos (milkfish)
Lineage: Eukaryota; Metazoa; Chordata; Actinopteri; Gonorynchiformes; Chanidae
Product: signal-regulatory protein beta-2-like
Exons: 4
Coding region: 1-1131 (376 amino acids)
Biological process (GO): cellular response to lipopolysaccharide; T cell costimulation; positive regulation of T cell proliferation
Cellular component (GO): external side of plasma membrane
Source: RefSeq, a predicted model, not a curated record
AUGAUCAAGAAACUCCACCACUUCAACAUCUUCCCAUUUCUCAUCCACUGGGUACACUGCUUUCUCAGAGACAGACCACAAACAGUCAGAGUGGGCACUGUGACAUCCUCAUCCACCAUCACCAACACCGGAUCCCCACAAGGUUGUGUCCUGAGCCCCUUCCUGUUUAUCCCCUACACCAAUGACUGUGUCAGCCCCUCAUCCAUCACCACAUACUUCAAAUACUCUGAUGACACUGCCAUACUUGCUCUCCUUAGGCCAAAACAGAGUUUUUGUCAUUAUCAAGACUCCAUCUCCCACACUAUGGUGCACGAACAAUCACCUGCAGGGUUUCAUGUGGCGGGCCCUCCAGGACCUCUGGUUGCGCCACUGGGUGGUACAUUAUUGCUACCCUGUUUUGUGGAAACUCCCUUGGACGUACAAGGGUUAGAAGUAGAGUGGAAGAGAACAAACCCAGAUGCGCUGGUGCACUUGUUUCAAGGCGGAGAAAGCAGACCAGAGUCCCAGUACCCAGCUUACAAGAACAGAGCUGAUUUCUUUACACCUGAAAUACCGCGAGGAAAUUUCUCCAUAUUACUAAACAAUGUGACAAAUGAAGAUGCGGGAAUUUACAGAUGCAAAGUUUACACAGAUCAAGGGACUAAUGAAACCGCUGUUGAUAUUAAUGUUGAGUAUCUAGUGGUGAUGACUAGAGGAGGCAAUGUCUUAUCUGCAUCUGUGGGAGGAGAAGUGAUACUGAACUGCAGUGUGGAUUCCCAUGUACCACCUGAGGAAUUUGAAGAGGUCACUUGGAAGAAAACUGACAAAGAUCUGCUAGUUUUGCUAUUCCAAGAUGGUCAGGUCAUUCAAGAUGCAACUCAUGAGAUGUACAAAGACAGAGUCGAGCUCUUCAGUGCAGAAAUCCCUAAAGGCAACUUCUCAUUUAAACUGAAGGACGUUAGGACUGAGGAUAAAGGAGAGUAUAUGUGUGAAGUCCACACUAAAUAUCUGUCUGCAAACUCCACUGUGGUGCUCCAGCAACUUGUCCAGCCUCUGCACCGUGUGCCCCUAGCUCUGUGGGAUGGCAUUACAGAUGAGCCCCAGCACCUCUCGGCCGACGGCAUCAUAGAACCCAUCGAUGCCUCUCCAUAG